AAGAAGAAGAAAAGAAGUAAUAAAAAAAAAAAACAGUGCCCUGUCACAUCCACACUGAGUCCAUUUCCAUGUGCCCACUACUCCCCAAUCGACCCAAGGUCUAGGGUUUUCGAAGACCACCCCUAACCUCUAACCUUCAAUCUCCGAUUUUAGAUUUAACAAUUCAAUCUCUCUCGCUUUCUCUCUCUCUUCCCCGAAUUCGGGCAUGGAAGAGCAACAACGGCAACAGCUAAAUCAAAAUCAAAAUCAACAAGCUUUGGUUCCUUACAAACCGCGUAUUCAAGAUGGAGGAGGGCAAUCACAGCCUUGCUUUGACAAUUCGUCGGAGCAGAGCAGAGACGUGGACCUCAUGAGCGUCGAUCAAUGUCAUAUCGAUGAUUCCAAACUCGUCGGAGCUACACCGGCGGCGACGGAGGACGCUUCCAAGGCGGCGGUGGAGUUGAUGAUGAUGAUGACGAAAACAACGACGCAGAACAAGGUGGAGCCUUCUCCCCUUCCGGUGGUGCCGAAUACUACUACUCCUACGACUACUACGACGACGACGACGACGACGGUGGUGGUGGCGAAGAGAAAGCGAGGUCGACCGCCGAGAGGUCAGCCGAAGAUGACCAUAACGUCGCCACCGCCGAGGAAGAAGAAGGACGAAGAGGACGUGUGUUUCAUUUGCUUCGAUGGUGGUAGCCUCGUGCUCUGUGAUCGCCGGGGCUGCCCUAAAGCAUACCAUCCUUCAUGCAUUAAGCGGGACGAGGCGUUCUUUAAAUCGCGGGCUAAAUGGAAUUGCGGUUGGCAUAUAUGCAGUAGUUGUCAGAAGGCUGCACAUUAUAUGUGCUAUACUUGUACAUAUUCUUUGUGCAAGGGUUGUAUCAAAGAUGCUGAUUAUCUGUGCGUAAGAGGAAACAAUGGAUUUUGUGGCACAUGCAUGAGAACUGUGAAGCUGAUCGAGAAUUUGCAAGGAAAUAAGGACACGGCUCAAGUGGAUUUUGAUGACAAAAGCAGCUGGGAGUAUCUCUUCAAGAUGUAUUGGAUAUUUUUGAAGGGGAAACUGUCUUUGACUUUAGAUGAGCUUACUCGAGCUAAAAAUCCAUGGAAAGAAGCUGAUACUAUAGUUUGUAAGACAGAAUCUUCAGGUGAAGUUUAUGAUGGUAAUAAUGACAAAGGUUCUAGUUUCAACCAUUCAUGUACAGGCAUAGAAACAAAUAAUUCCAGAAAGAGAAAGACUAGGAAGCAGCCUCUGCUUAAUAAAGACUCUCUAUCUAUGGAGAAAUCAGUUAGUAAUAAUGGGAUGCAUCUGCCUGAAGGCACAAUAUGGGCAUCAAAGGAACUCUUAGAGUUUGUUGCGCAUAUGAAAAAUGGUGAUACAUCCCCAAUACCUCAGUUUGAUGUCCAGGCUCUUUUGCUAGAGUAUAUAACGAAAAACAAUCUCCGUGAUCCUCAGCGAAAAUGCCAAAUUGUUUGUGAUUCAAGGCUUAUAAAUCUAUUUGGAAAAGCACGUGUUGGUCACUUUGAAAUGCUCAAGCUUCUUGAAUCUCACUUUCUUAUAAAAGAAAACUCUCCAGCAGAUGAUAUUUUAAGAGUGGGAGUUGUUGGUGCUGUUGCACGUCAGUUGGAGACUGAUGGGAAUUAUGAUAACCAACUUCCGACAGGUAGUGAUAAGAGGCGUAGAACACGUAAAAGACCUGAUGAGAGAGGGUCACACGUUAAUUUAGAUGCAUUUGCAGCAAUUGAUGUUCACAACAUUAACUUGAUUUACUUGCGGCGUAAUUUGAUGGAGAGUCUUAUGGAUGAUGCUGACAAAUUUCAUGACAAAGUUAUUGGCUCAUUUGUGCGAAUAAGAAUUCCCAAUAAUGACCAAAAGCAAGAAAUGUAUAGGCUUGUACAAGUUGUAGGUACAAGCAAGGUGACUGAACCAUAUAAAAUUGGAGAAAGAACUACAGAUGUGAUGCUUGAAAUCCUAAAUUUAGACAAGAAAGAGGUCAUAUCAAUCGAGGGGAUUUCAAACCAGGAGUUCUCUGAGGAUGAGUGCAAACGUUUACGCCAGAGUAUAAAGUGUGGGCUCAUCAAACAGUUGAAUGUGGGUGAGAUUCAGACAAAGGCAAUGACGCUUAAAGCAGUGAGAGUGAAUGAUGUGCUGGAAGCAGAGAUAUUGAGACUUAAUCAUCUACGUGAUCGAGCAAGUGAAAAGGGACAUAAGAAGGAGUUAAGAGAAUGCGUGGAGAAAUUACAACUUCUGAAGUCACCCGAGGAGCGUCAGCGUAGACUGUAUGAGAUUCCUGAAGUCCACACCGAUCCAAAAAUGGAUCCAAGUUAUGACUCUGAGGAUAAUGCUGGAGAAUUAGAUGAGAAGAGACAAGAUGUUAGUUUGAUAUCAAAACUUUCUGGCUAUGGUAGAAAGGGGAGGGAGCUUAUCUCUGCACUAAGAGCAGGUGAUAUAUCAGAGGAUAUUGGAAGCAGAAAAAACUUUACCAAGUCUUGUGAGCAGAGUAGUAAAGUUGGUAUGACUAGUAAUUCUGAUGAAGGUGGUGCUUCCCAGCUUCAUGAUACAGUGAGCAAAUCCUCUUGGAAUCAGGAAAGAGAAGCACCUGGAAUAAAUAGUUGGAAUCCACCAGCAAACCAGGUUAAUACUUCUGGUUCAUUGGACAUUGCUUGGAAUAGUCAAGCAGUGGUGGUUGCAUCAGAAAUUUCACCACUGGCUCUUUCUUCAGUGUCAGAGGAAUCUGCUAAUGAUUCUGAGACUGACAAAAUUUGGCACUACGAGGACCCAGCUGGCAAAACUCAAGGGCCAUUCUCUAUGCUGCAGCUGCGUAAAUGGAGUGAGCACUUCCCUUCUGAUCAGAGAAUAUGGAGGAUAAAUGAAAAGCAAGAUAAAUCUGUACUUUUGACUGAUGCAUUAAGUGGACAAUACAAUGAAGUGCCACCUUUUCUGGAUAAUGGUAAUUUACUGUCUCAGGGAGUUGGAGUUGCCUCAGAUGUUGGAGAUAAUAUCCGUGAUGGUGGGUGUAGUGAGAGUAUGAAUGCUGCUCAGACAGACAAUAAAGAAGUUGAGGGGAGCUCAAAGCCAAAGCAGGAAGACUCAAGUGUUUAUAGUAAUAAUAAUGAUGAAGUUUUUAGGGGCAAUGAAUGGGGCUCUAAUUCUUCUAGUUGGACUACACCUGCAGAUGUUGCUAAUUCCGAUGAGAGAAGGAAUGAAGUUUCUCUACCAGGCUGGGACUCAUCCCAGGGAAAUAAUUCCUGGCUUGACCAGCCUCAAUUGUGUAAUAGUUCAUUAACCCCACCUGCAUUUUCUGGGAAGUCUGAUGAAACUCUGUCACAUCAAGUGAGGAAAGAUCAUGGGGGUGAAAGUAAUUCUGGUCAGGAAAAUGGAAAUUGCAAUUCAAACAGUACUGCUGACGGUCAAACUAAAAAUGAACAGGGUUAUGAGAACCGAUCUGAUAGUGAGGGCCAUUCAGGCCAAUCUUCUGGACAGAGCCAGAGGGCUCCACCCAUAAAUGGUUCAUUGAACAGCUGGGAUUCCAAUUCUGGUUUUACCUCUGUAGUUAAGUCACUUGAAACAACAGCGAAAAAUCAGGAAAUUGUUAUUCCAGAUCUGCCCAGUCCCGCUCCAAAGCAAAACAAUGAAGACUCAAAAUGUCAGGCUGGUGAAAACAAGCAAGCUGUUUCUUCAAGUGUUCCUGUACAAAAUGCAGACCCUUCCUGGAGCACUGCUUCUAGUUUAGUGGGUGGUGGGACUCAAAUUCAUGACGUAGCUGCUAAAUGGGGUGGGUACUCCCCUACUCCAGCCAAACCUUCUGUUGAGGAAUGGGACUCAAGUCUUGUCUCUGCAUCUUCUCUGAAACCCACUGAAAUGAUCAGUGAUCAUGCUGCUACCCCAACUUCAAUAAAUCACCAACUGACACAUUCUUCCCCGUCCCAUCCUCCAUCAAAUACAUCUAAUUGGCAGGCAAUAGUUACUGAACCUGCUGACUUCUGCUCUUUAGCUGACGAAUCAGUUUCAGAUCUGUUGGCUGAAGUUGAAGCAAUGGAGUCUCUUGAUGGCUUGCCUUCCCCUACUUCAAUUAUGAAGUGUGGAGAUGCAUUGAUAGAUGAUUCUAAAAAUGAUUGUAUGAGUCCUUUAGAUGGGUUUAGCCCAGCACUUGAUCCAGGAAAAGGUGACGCCUUAAGCUCCACUGGUGAUUUACAAGUACCUUCUCAAUCUACGGUGACUGAUGAACCACAUGGUGUAUCUGGGGCCGAUGUUCUUGAUCCUCAAAAGAGGUCCAGUGGGCAUUCCUCCACAAGUUUUGAAGUGGAGGGAGAUGCUAAGCCCAGUGAUAUUUCGGUUAACCAAUGGGAAUCUGGUUCUGACAUCCAACCUACACCGCCAUCUACAGCAAGUUGGGACAUGGGUACCACAGAUUGGAGAGUGGGAUCAGAAAGUACAGCCACUAGUUAUGGAGCAGUGCAGGGAGGUGCAAACUUGGGCUGGGGAGGAUUAGAUCAAAGAACUACAAAUAUGGGUUAUGGAAGUGGUCAAGUAGCAGCAGAGAACAGUGUAAGCAUGAAUAUGAGUGCUUCUGCUGGGAAUGCUGGCAUUUGGGGAACCCAUCCGAGAUAUGGUGGUGACAGAUUUUCUGGUCCUAGAGAUCGGGGUUUUCAGAGCAGGGAUUUAGGAUAUGGUAGAGGUAGGGGUAUGUGGAACAACAGACAGUCCAUGUUUGGUGGAAACGGAGGAGGUUCCUUCAGGCCUCCUCCCAAAGGGCAGCGAGUUUGUAAGUUUUAUGAAAGUGGCUACUGCAAGAAGGGGGCGGCAUGUGGUUAUUUGCACCCAUGAUUAUGGGGUUCCAUGCAAUUAGGCACAUUUAAUUCUGUAAUCAUUAUUCAUGUUAGGGAAGUCUGGUUCUUGCCAAUGUUGCAAUUUAACCUGUAAAAGUAUCAGUCAACAAGCAGCGUAAAACAUUAUUUUUUGAAUAUCUGGGUAGCUCUAGAGUUGCAAAGUUGUGGACAAUUUAGGAUGGGUGAUUUAAUUUGCCUGCCACAACGCUUUCCUCAUGAUUUUUGCUUUGACGCAUCUGGAAUCUUGGUUGGAUACACAUGCUACCCCAAAUUGAUGUCCGCUCAAACGCUAUUAUAUAUAAAAUAGUUGUUUUUGCCUA
Quercus lobata is the source of this 5129-nucleotide messenger RNA. RefSeq names its product zinc finger CCCH domain-containing protein 44. The transcript has 10 exons. The coding region runs from base 206 to 4807 and encodes 1533 amino acids. Lineage: Eukaryota; Viridiplantae; Streptophyta; Magnoliopsida; Fagales; Fagaceae. Gene Ontology annotation, molecular function: DNA binding; metal ion binding; protein binding. The record is from RefSeq and is a predicted model, not a curated record.